Molecule: messenger RNA, 1054 nt
Organism: Silurus meridionalis
Lineage: Eukaryota; Metazoa; Chordata; Actinopteri; Siluriformes; Siluridae
Gene: srd5a3
Product: steroid 5 alpha-reductase 3
Exons: 5
Coding region: 54-986 (310 amino acids)
Biological process (GO): dolichol-linked oligosaccharide biosynthetic process; polyprenol catabolic process
Cellular component (GO): endoplasmic reticulum
Molecular function (GO): 3-oxo-5-alpha-steroid 4-dehydrogenase activity
Source: RefSeq, a predicted model, not a curated record
CACAACUCGUUUUCCGACGGAAUGCUUCCCCCAGUGAACUCCGUCAUGUUGCUAUGAUGCUGGUUGCACUUCAAACUGUGGAUAUUGUGUGGUUAUUGUUAGCGUUGUGUUUUCUAAUAGCUUUCGGUAUUUGUAAAUUCUCUCUCACAUUACCGGGAGAGCUCGAGUAUAUCUUCCAGGCUUUUAUUCGUUAUGGGAAAACUAUAGCACAGACCCAGCAGCCCAGAAACGUCCCUUUACUUUAUGUUCCGAAAAGAUGGUUCUGGCAUUUCUAUGCCGUGUCUGUCUUCUGGAAUGGACUUCUUCUCUUCUUCUCCCUGCGCACUGUGUUCCUCCAGGAGCAGCUCCCGGUCUUCCUGUGGGAUCUGCUUGGUUUUCUAACUGGAGAACCUAAAACUGCAUGGGGAGAAAUUAAGCUGACCAUCUUGGUGCUACAAGCUCUCGUGUGGAUCCAUUCCUUCAGGCGCUUGCUAGAGUGCCUCUGGGUCAGCGUCUUCUCUGAUGGACUGAUCAAUAUCGUUCAAUAUGCAUUUGGCUUGAGCUAUUACAUCCUGCUAGGAUUGACUGUCCUGUCUGUAAACGCCUCACUGACUACAGAAGGGAUCUCUGUUCUGACCUUCUCACAGUCCAUAUGGCACAUAGCAGGAGUCUUGCUGUUCCUUUGGGCUUCAUUGCUGCAGCACCGCUCGCUCUCGCUGCUCGCCAGCCUGCGCACUAGCAGCUCUGGUCGGGUGGAGACGUUCGCCCACAGGAUGCCACACGGCGGCUGGUUCGAGCGGGUGUCCUGUCCUCACUACCUUGCUGAGCUGCUGAUCUACACAGCCCUGAGCAUCUGCUGUGGGUGCAGCUCAUUCACAUGGUGGCUCGUUGUGCUCUACGUUCUCUGCAAUCAAGUACUAGCGGCUCAUCUCUGUCAUGAGUAUUACAGAAGGACAUUUAAAACAUAUCCACCUGAGCGUAAAGCCAUCAUUCCAUUCCUACUCUGAUAAUCAUUUUCUUUUGUCUUUAAUAAGCAUGUUGGAACGAAUGUGAUUAAAUAUAAUACAUGACUGAA